Messenger RNA from Daldinia decipiens, 981 nucleotides. RefSeq names its product FabD/lysophospholipase-like protein. The coding region runs from base 1 to 981 and encodes 326 amino acids. Lineage: Eukaryota; Fungi; Ascomycota; Sordariomycetes; Xylariales; Hypoxylaceae. The transcript is spliced from 4 exons. Gene Ontology annotation, biological process: arachidonate metabolic process. The record is from RefSeq and is a predicted model, not a curated record. Gene Ontology annotation, cellular component: membrane.
AUGCCUAGCAACUCAAAUGUACCACCUCAACGACGCCUUCGCUUGCUUGCCCUUGAUGGAGGUGGAGUCAGAGGCCUCGUUAGCUUGCUCAUAUUGAAGAGAUUGAUGCACCUUAUUAACCCCAAAGAACCGCCAAAACCCUGUGAUGUUUUUGAUAUGAUCGUUGGGACAAGUACUGGCGGUCUCAUCGCAAUAAUGUUGGGAAGGCUUAGGAUGGACGUGUCAUCAUGCAUCGAGGCAUACACUGACAUGUCUAAGGAUGUCUUCAAGAUCUCAUUAUGGACGAAGAUCCUAGGCCGUACCUUCUUCAAUAUAAUUGGAAGGGCAACGUUUGAUUACAAAGUACUUGAAGACAAGAUCCGUGGCUUGGUACAAGACCGUCUUAGGGAUACAGACGCAGCCCUGCUCGAGGAGGACCCUGAGUGCAAGAUGUUUGUCUGUGCCAGCAUGUCGAACGCAGACACGCGACGACUAAGGAACUAUCAUUCUAGUAUCGAGGAGGCCUCGAACUGCCGCAUCUGGGAAGCAGCACGGGCAACAUCAGCAGCGCCUACUUUCUUUGACCCUAUCACCUUCAGCAGCGGUUGCACAUUUCGUGACGGCGCGCUUAGGAGUAACAAUCCGAUAUUCGAGCUUGUCGAUGAAGUCCAGACCGCAUUUCCGGAUCUAGAGGUAUCCUGUAUAGUCAGCAUAGGGACGGGAAUACCGGGCCCUAUAACCUUAAGAAAUAGCCUUAUGUCGGUAGCUAAGGCCUACGCGAAGAUCAUGACAGAUGCAGAACAUGUGGCUGAACAAUUCAAGAAGAUAUAUUGCUCGCCUGAUGCUGGAUUUAAGGGCAAGUACUUCCGUUGUAGCCCUACAGGUAUAGGGGACGUGAGGCUCGAUGAGUGGGAGAAGGUGGAUGUCAUGAUAAGUAGUACCGAAUCUUAUCUACAAAAAAUGGCCGAAGACCUCAAGGAUUGUGCGACGCACCUCAGAUGA